Messenger RNA from Meleagris gallopavo (turkey), 3125 nucleotides. It is a transcript of the gene SMARCAL1, whose product is annotated as SNF2 related chromatin remodeling annealing helicase 1. Gene Ontology annotation, cellular component: nuclear replication fork. Gene Ontology annotation, molecular function: ATP binding. The record is from RefSeq and is a predicted model, not a curated record. Gene Ontology annotation, biological process: replication fork processing; DNA repair. NCBI's taxonomy places the organism in Eukaryota, Metazoa, Chordata, Aves, Galliformes, Phasianidae.
GCGCCUCCGGCAGUUUGGCGCCAUCGGGCGGCAGGGCGGGGGCCGAUGGGAGAUGUAGUCUGCGCGGCUGCGCGCCCUGAGGCGGUGGUGCUGGCCUCUGCCCGCCGACUGGCCUCCAUUCCUAUCAAGAAGCAAGUGCCUCUGAGAUGAAAUACUGAUGUACUGACUCAGGUUUGUUUGAAAUGGUGAAGAUGUCAUCUGGCCUUACAGAGGAGCAAAAGAGAAGAAUUGAAGAGAACCGCCAAAAGGCUUUGGCUAGGAGAGCAGAGAGGCUAGCAGCCCAGCAAGGUGGGCAGCUGGGGAUCACUGGGCCUCAGGUAAAAGAACAGAGUCCAGACAAUCGAGGAAGCUUGAAGCAAGAAAACAAUCAUGUCAGGUUCAUUAGCCUGCCCCAACAGAAUCCAGACAGUCCUGCGGAGCAGAAGAGCUAUCUUCGGAGAGAUUAUAAUCAUUGCACUGCAAACCAACAGAUGGCUGGUUCACAGGGAGAGCAACAAAAGAAUUGUUCAGAGGACUCAAAACGAGGAAGUGGCAUUAAGCAGUUCCCUACAUCAAUCCCAAAUUCUCUCAGUUACUCCCAUCAACAUUAUUCAGAUGGACAGUGUGGACAACAAGCUUUAAUUAAUCUUGGUAGACUCCAGCGGCCCAAGUGCUACCCAGCUUUCAAAAAGCCUACAGAAAUAUCUCACCCUAAUUUGACUGGUAACAAGAACUCUGACGGUAUUAAAGAUUUACAAAGUCAGAGCAAAUCUGCCAUAAAAUAUGUUUCAUCACCAAGCAGCACCACUCUGAGUGCUUCAGAAAUGGUGAUAAAUACAAACAGACUAACAGAAAGACAGGGUGGAAGUGGUGUCUUUCCAACCAGUGGUAAGAUACAGAAGCUGACUAGCCCCGCUAUUGCAGACUCUAUCAAAGCUGCCUCUUGCAAGAAAGCAAAUAAUGUCACAAAAGGAAAAUGUGUGAAAUAUGGAGAAGACCGUUUUCAGGUUGAAGUAGGGUAUAAUGCUGAACUUAUUGCUUUGUUUAAGAAGAUACCAACCAGAAUCUAUGAUCCUACUACGAAAAAAUGGAAUUUCAGCCUAGAAGAUUACAGCAGUUUCAUGGAAGCAGCAACUCAACUUUCCUCUGUGAUUCUGGCACCACUGGAAGGAGAAAAUGCAGUUGAGUUGUCAUCAGGCUCUCAUUUCAGCAGCAGCGGGGUUGAUAUGGUAUCCCUCUUGAACAUGUGCAAGAACUGGAAGAAACCCUCAGCCCACGUCAAAGGGAAGUGUGUGCUGAUCUCUCGUUCUCGGUUUGAGGUUGAUAUUGGGUAUUCUGCAGAAGUGGUUGGAGUGUUCAAACAGAUGAAUUCCAGAAAUUAUGAUAUGAAGACCAGGAAGUGGAAUUUCUUACUGGAGGACUAUCCCAAACUGAUGAAAGUGUUCCAGAACCUUGUGUCUGUAGAAGUGGAGCCACUUCCUGGGACAGUCAUACAGGCCUUUGCUGCUCAAAUACAGAGUUCUACAUCACAGAAGAUGGAUUUUCCUGAUGCUGACCUUUCAGUAGUGGACUCUAAAAUUGUGACAAGCCUCAUGCCUUUUCAGAGGGAAGGUGUGAAUUUUGCAGUUUUAAAAAAUGGCCGUUUACUUCUUGCGGAUGACAUGGGUUUGGGCAAGACUGUUCAGGCGAUCUGCAUCGCUGCGUACUACCAAAAGGAAUGGCCCUUGCUGGUGGUGACUCCUUCUUCUGUGAGGUUUACAUGGGCAGAGGCAUUUCACAGGUGGCUUCCAUCCUUAAGACCAGGAAGCACUAAUGUUAUAGUGACUGGCAAAGAUAGCCUAACAGCAAGCUUGAUUAAUAUCAUCAGCUUUGACCUCCUCAGCAAGAUGGACAAGCAAAUCAAGAGCACUUUCCAAGUAAUUAUUAUUGAUGAAUCUCAUUACCUAAAGAACAUAAAAACUGCGCGGUGCCGAGCUGCCAUGCCUCUACUUAAGGCUGCGAAGAGAGUGAUCUUACUUUCGGGAACCCCUGCCAUGUCACGGCCUGCAGAGCUCUACACACAGAUUGCAGCUGUCCAGCCAGGUUUCUUUCCACAGUUCCACACCUUUGGGCUCCGCUACUGUGAUGCAAAAAAGAUGCCGUGGGGUUGGGACUACUCUGGAUCAUCCAACUUAGUUGAACUGAAAAUUUUGCUGGAAGAGUCCAUCAUGAUCCGACGUCUUAAAUCAGAUGUGCUAUCCCAGCUUCCAGCAAAGCAACGCAAAAUGGUUGUGGUAGCUCCUGAAGGCAUUAAUGCAAAGACCAAAGCUAUGUUGGCAGCUGAAGCUAAGAAAAUGGCCAAAGGAUAUGAAAGUAAGCAACAGGAGAAGGAAGCUCUUCUCCUCUUCUACAACAGAACAGCAGAAGCUAAAAUCCACUCAGUUAUAGAAUACAUCUUGGAGUUACUAGAAAGUGGGAAAGAUAAAUUCCUGGUGUUUGCUCAUCAUAAAGUAGUGCUGGAUGCAAUAGUUGAAGAGCUGGAGAAGAAACAUUUCGACUACAUCCGCAUUGAUGGCUCUACACCGUCAGCUGAACGGCAGUCUUUGUGCCAGAAGUUCCAGUUAUCAGAGAAACAGGCUGUGGCCGUUCUGUCCCUCACUGCUGCAAACAUGGGCCUGACACUGUCUGCUGCGGACCUGGUGGUGUUUGCAGAGCUCUUCUGGAAUCCAGGGGUUUUGAUCCAAGCAGAAGAUCGGGCGCAUCGAAUUGGACAGACCAGCUCUGUUAAUGUACACUACUUGGUGGCUAGAGGCACAGCAGACGACUUCUUAUGGCCAAUGAUUCAAGAGAAAAUAAAAGUGCUGGGAGAAGCGGGACUUUCAGAAACCAAUUUCUCCAAUACAGCUGAAUCUACUAAUUACUAUCCUAAGCCGGAUCCAAAGCAGAAGACCAUUUACGACCUUUUCCAGAGGACCUUCUCUGACAGCAAAGAUGAUACUGAUGUUGCACUUUUAGAAGCAGCUGAUGCUUGUUGUGAGUUUGACUCUGACAGUGCCUUUCAAGACAUAGAAGAGAGGUGUUCAGUGAGUUCCCCCAAAAAGCGGCGUACCGAGGAGUUUAUUAAAGAGUAACAAAGCAAAAGUGGCUAACGUAUAUUUUUAACUUAA